Messenger RNA from Tigriopus californicus, 808 nucleotides. RefSeq names its product MRG/MORF4L-binding protein-like. The record is from RefSeq and is a predicted model, not a curated record. The coding region runs from base 93 to 698 and encodes 201 amino acids. The transcript is spliced from 2 exons. Gene Ontology annotation, biological process: regulation of transcription by RNA polymerase II. Gene Ontology annotation, cellular component: NuA4 histone acetyltransferase complex; nucleus. Lineage: Eukaryota; Metazoa; Arthropoda; Copepoda; Harpacticoida; Harpacticidae.
AACGUUUCUGGCAACACUGUCGGUCAGUCCAUAACAACAAUUGAUCUGUCAAUCGUGAAGCCGUUCCCAGCAAGCAAGUUGGAAGUGUGAAAAUGGUGUUGAAACGCCCUUCUCGUCCAUCGGAAUCUUCGUCUGCAGCCACGCCCAAGGAUCCACCUCCCUUGUGGACAUCUGAGGCGGAGUUGUCCUUGUUUUCCGCCUUGAUCCAACACAAAGUGGCCGGCCCAUCCAAACAUUUUCAAAUGGCUUUGGUCACCGAAAAAGUCAAUCAAGAUGGCUUCAAAGAUAUCACGGCUAAUCAAAUCUGGUCCCACAUGAAGAACCUGUUCAAUUUGCCGGCUGUGGACGAGAUCGAGAAUUCGGCCACCUGGGCCCAAUCCCUCCAAGACGACCUCAACGUCGACACGCCCGUGGAAUUCUCGUUUCCUCGCAAAGAAUUCCAGUCCAUUGUGGCCGAGAUGCGCAAAAACGGCAAGAUCAGCUCAUCUUCCGGCUUCGACUCGGUCCAAGACACGCCCAACUCUUCCAAACGGGCCAGUAACAGCAGUCGAGAUGGCAAUUCUGGCGCUUCGAGUAACAUCAACGCCAACAGUAACGCUUUAUCGUCGAGUAAAAACGAGGACACGCCCAAGAGCUCUACCUCCAAACGGCCCACCCGGUCCACGCCCAGUUCGACGCCGGCCAAACGGCGCAAAUAGCUUUCAUGAUAGCUUGCGAAUGAUAUUCAAGCGAAAUAGAACUCAUCAACCAUUAUUGAUCGGCAAAAUCGACCCAUUUAAGACAACGUGUGUUUUGUCAUCUGUUCCAG